Miniopterus natalensis is the source of this 7103-nucleotide messenger RNA. It is a transcript of the gene SOX5, whose product is annotated as SRY-box transcription factor 5. Gene Ontology annotation, biological process: positive regulation of chondrocyte differentiation; regulation of transcription by RNA polymerase II; cell fate commitment. The record is from RefSeq and is a predicted model, not a curated record. NCBI's taxonomy places the organism in Eukaryota, Metazoa, Chordata, Mammalia, Chiroptera, Miniopteridae. Gene Ontology annotation, molecular function: DNA-binding transcription factor activity, RNA polymerase II-specific; RNA polymerase II cis-regulatory region sequence-specific DNA binding. Gene Ontology annotation, cellular component: nucleus.
GAGAAAAUCAAUUGGUUUAGGAGGUUUGGACUCACUUGACAGGUUCAGUUGGAGACGAUCAUAGGUGGCUGCUGUGACAAAGGGAAAUUGUGCUUUUCCAGCAUGCUUACUGACCCUGAUUUACCUCAGGAGUUUGAAAGGAUGUCUUCCAAGCGACCAGCCUCUCCGUAUGGGGAAGCAGAUGGAGAGGUAGCCAUGGUGACAAGCAGACAGAAAGUGGAAGAAGAGGAGAGUGACGGGCUCCCAGCCUUUCACCUUCCCUUGCAUGUGAGUUUCCCCAACAAGCCUCACUCUGAGGAAUUUCAGCCAGUUUCUCUGCUGACGCAAGAGACUUGUGGCCAUAGGACUCCCACUUCUCAGCACAAUACAAUGGAAGUUGAUGGCAAUAAAGUUAUGUCUUCAUUUGCCCCACACAACUCAUCUACCUCACCUCAGAAGGCAGACGAAGGUGGGCGACAGAGUGGCGAGUCCUUGUCGAGCACAGCCCUGGGCACUCCCGAGCGGCGCAAAGGCAGCUUGGCUGACGUUGUUGACACCUUGAAGCAGAGGAAAAUGGAAGAGCUCAUCAAGAACGAGCCCGAAGAAACCCCCAGUAUUGAAAAGCUACUAUCAAAGGACUGGAAAGACAAGCUUCUUGCAAUGGGAUCAGGGAACUUUGGUGAAAUAAAAGGGACUCCCGAAAGCCUAGCUGAGAAGGAGAGGCAGCUCAUGGGGAUGAUCAAUCAGCUGACCAGCCUGCGAGAGCAGUUGCUGGCUGCCCAUGACGAGCAGAAGAAACUGGCUGCAUCACAGAUUGAGAAACAGCGGCAGCAAAUGGAGCUGGCCAAGCAGCAGCAAGAGCAGAUUGCCAGACAACAGCAGCAACUUCUGCAGCAACAACACAAAAUCAAUUUGCUUCAGCAACAGAUCCAGGUUCAAGGUCAGCUGCCGCCAUUGAUGAUUCCCGUAUUCCCUCCUGAUCAGCGGACACUGGCUGCAGCUGCCCAGCAAGGAUUCCUCCUUCCUCCAGGCUUCAGCUACAAGGCUGGAUGCAGUGACCCUUACCCUGUCCAGCUGAUCCCAACGACCAUGGCAGCUGCGGCCGCAGCAACCCCAGGCUUAGGCCCACUCCAACUGCAGCAGUUAUAUGCUGCCCAGCUAGCUGCAAUGCAGGUAUCUCCAGGAGGAAAGCUCCCAGGCAUACCCCAAGGCAACCUUGGUGCUGCUGUAUCUCCUACCAGCAUUCACACAGACAAGAGCACAAACAGCCCACCACCCAAAAGCAAGGAUGAAGUGGCACAGCCACUGAACCUAUCAGCUAAACCCAAGACCUCUGAUGGCAAAUCACCCACAUCACCCACCUCUCCCCAUAUGCCAGCUCUGAGAAUAAACAGUGGGGCGGGCCCCCUCAAAGCCUCUGUCCCAGCAGCAUUAGCUAGUCCUUCAGCCAGAGUUAGCACAAUAGGUUAUUUAAAUGACCAUGAUGCUGUCACCAAGGCGAUCCAAGAAGCUCGGCAGAUGAAGGAGCAACUUCGGCGGGAGCAACAGGUGCUUGAUGGGAAGGUGGCUGUUGUGAAUAGUCUAAGUCUCAAUAACUGCCGGACCGAAAAGGAAAAAACAACACUGGAGAGUCUGACUCAGCAAUUGGCAGUGAAACAGAAUGAAGAAGGGAAAUUUAGCCAUGCCAUGAUGGAUUUCAAUAUGAGUGGAGAUUCUGAUGGAAGUGCUGGAGUCUCAGAAUCAAGAAUUUAUAGAGAAUCCAGGGGGCGUGGUAGCAAUGAACCCCACAUAAAGCGUCCAAUGAAUGCCUUCAUGGUGUGGGCUAAAGACGAACGAAGGAAAAUCCUUCAGGCCUUUCCUGACAUGCACAACUCCAACAUCAGCAAGAUACUGGGGUCCCGCUGGAAAGCUAUGACGAACCUCGAGAAGCAGCCAUACUACGAGGAGCAGGCCCGCCUCAGCAAGCAGCACCUGGAGAAGUACCCCGACUACAAGUACAAGCCCAGGCCCAAGCGCACCUGCCUGGUGGACGGCAAGAAGCUGCGCAUCGGCGAGUACAAGGCCAUCAUGCGCAACCGGCGGCAGGAGAUGCGGCAGUACUUCAACGUGGGGCAACAAGCACAGAUCCCCAUCGCCACUGCCGGUGUCGUGUACCCUGGAGCCAUCGCCAUGGCGGGGAUGCCCUCCCCUCACCUGCCCUCGGAGCACUCGAGCGUGUCCAGCAGCCCGGAGCCUGGGAUGCCUGUCAUCCAGAGCACUUACGGCGUAAAAGGAGAGGAGCCGCAUAUCAAAGAAGAGAUACAGGCCGAGGACAUCAACGGAGAAAUUUACGAUGAGUUCGAUGAGGAAGAAGACGACCCCGAUGUAGAUUAUGGGAGUGACAGUGAAAACCAUAUUGCAGGACAAGCCAACUGAUAAGGACCAAAAGACUGCUGCGACCGUAGGACUUAAAGAAGCCCUAGCUGGUUCGUCCUUACCAGUGGCCAAGCACAUUAACUUUCUCAUACACUGACUGUUACUUUAACUGUUAGUCUUAAAUAGUUGGGACAUCAGCUGACUAAUAGACCUCAGCCUCAAAAGGCUUGGAAAGGAAAAACAAAAAAAAAAUUCAACAAGCAAACAACAAUAUCAACAACAAGAGAUUGAAAUAAGCUAUGGGUAAAAUAAUGCCAGUAAUUCAGCUGCUACAUCCAAGCACUGAAGUCUUACCCGUCAACUUUUUUUUUUUAAAUAAACUUUAUGGCUGUUUGUUCUACAAUGUUCUAGAAAUUCUCACUCAGGUACACAGUGCCAACAAGUGGCUUGUGAAUGUGUUUUGUUGUUUUGUGCUACAAUUUUUAAAAAGAAAUAAGUUUUGUUUUGUUUUAGGGGUUUUCUGGGGGUUUUCCUUUUCCUUCCCUCCUUCCUUAUCUUUUUUUUUUCUUUUCUUCGUUUUUUGGGUUUUUUUGUUUUUGUUUUUGUAAUGCACCUGACAGAUAAAAGAAAGAUGAAUUUCUCUUGACUUCUCUCCACCUUCUCCAUCUCUAUACUUUAUAGAUGGAAGUCUGUGCAUGGGGGGGAAGAGGGAAAAAGAGCCUGUUUUUAACUUCCUUACUAUCCAUCACAAAAAUGAGCAAUUAUUUUCUUUAGAGGACUUUAUCUAGCACACCGCACUACAUCUUUGAGCAAGUGCCAAAUUUGUACUGAAGUGUUGACCCAAUUCAUUUCUUUCCUUUUCUUUUUCCUGUUCCUUCUUAAGUUAGGACAGUGUUAUAUCUUAGACAAUCCCUUGAAAAACCUGAAAUACCAGCAGCUGGUGAGAUUUGACUUUUUUUUUUUUAAUGGAAACUGUAGGUGCUGUUCUCAGGUGAAAAAAGAGAGAGAGAGAGAGACAUAAGAAAUUUAGAGAAAAAUAUUUUCUGAUCUUGGAUUUUUGUGUGUAUGUAUGUGUGUGAUUAUGGUACUAAUAGGAAUGACGUUGGACCAUUGUGAGUUAAACCCACGCCUGGGGAUGAAAUCCCACCAUCCUCCUAAGUGACUGGUCUGGAAGCAACCUUGACCUUGACUUUGCACUUCAAAUGACAACUUAACCAAUAUAGGGCUCAGAAAUUAUAUUUUUAAAUUUCUAAUAGGAUUAUUAUUGGAUGAAUCAGGUGGCCCUGUGUAACAGACGUGUGCAUGUGUAAUAUGGAAGCUACUAGCAAACUGCUCCCAGAUGUCCCUUCUCCCUGCUCAGUUGGUUUCACUAACGUUUGCUACUUAAUGAUUUCUGUUUGUUUUCCCUGUUGAUAACUUCAAGCAGAACAAUUGUUUUCCUUGAAUACAUUUGCCCAUUUUCCAGAAACAAAGAAUUAGCUUCUUUCUUCAAAAUCCCAUCCUUUCCUGAUGAGGAAAUGGAACUGAUGAUUUUUACAAGGGUAUUUUUCAUCUCUCCAUUAAAUGAGGUGGAGGCCAUUUGCCUUUCAGAAUUGUGGGCCACGUGCAUCUCAUGCCAAAAGCAGGAUUUGAUUAAAGGUCAUCGCAGCCCAACACAAUGGAGCCCGGCUGAACCCGGCGAUCCCCGCCACUGCGCAUCCCUUGCUGUCAGAGGAGGCCACUGGAGUCCAAGUGCAGGUUCCAGCGGAGCGUGUGCAUAGAGCAACAACGCAUGAUGACGGGACUGCUUAUUUAGAUGUUGCCAGCCAAGUGCUAAGGCAGUUGGGCCUGUACAAAUAAAUGCAAACUCACCGAAAGUCAGCUGCCACCGUUGGUGCAGAGGAUCAGAUAGUAAAUACUCCAACCAGUAGUUUGGAAGUGCUGUGAUUUUAACUCCAGUCAUCACUUCCCUAUCCCAUUUCCCCCCACCCCAAACCCGACCCUAAAAUUUGAUUUUUACAUAUAAAUAAGAAAAAAAAUUCCUUUUUAUUUUUCUCUCUCUCAAAAGACUUGCUCUGGGGUUUUUGCUUGGAGGAGCUGAUCAUAUCCUGCAUGUCAGAGAUUUUGUUUUGUUUGUUUUACUGUUUGUUUUUGAUGACUGUAUUUUCAUUUGAACUGCCUCUUUUUGCUAGUGUUGUAAUAAUGAUGAUGAUGAAAUAAUAAUAAUAAUAGUAAUAAUAAUAAUAAUGGUCAGCUGUUCCCAGAUUAGUAAGUUAUGUAUAAUUUAUUUCUCCCUUUCUAUUUUAUUCUGCUCUGAUUUGGAAGUGCAGCCAAUAAGCUGUUAGAUAUUUAAAAUGAAUUUUCACACACACACACACACACACACACACACACACACACAUUUACCCAGAUAAUGUUACUGCUCCUUCCAUAAGUUUUCUCCUUUUAAAAAAUCUGGCCCCAAUAAUGUCAAGUUCUGGUGUUUAAUACAAAGGAGUGAAUUAGUAGGAGGGUCGUGUUCAAUCUUAAUUAACUUACGCUCUCAUCAGUCAUUUCAGUUAUUUUACUGCCACAGUCAUCUAGAGCCAACUUUUUUGUUUCUGUUUUUGUUUGUUUCAUUUUGUUUCUAAGCACUCUGGAUAAGAAAAAAAAUAGACACUUGUUUUUAUAUCGUUAUUAUGUACAAAUGUGAAAACAGAUUUUUAAAAAUUUGUUCUCUGUCUUCAUUAAGAAAUUUUCUCUGAUUUAUGUGGGUUCACCUCUCACGUUUGCUGGAUACUUAUUUUACUCCAUGUUAUAAAAAAUACUUGGUUUUCAUUUCAUGACUUUGGGCUACAAGAAUACUUUGUUUUAGCUCCAGGUAGAUGCCACUUGAGGGCAUUCGUGGCUGAAACCAUACUAACGCACAUACCAGGACAUUGACAAGACACUUCUGUUUGGUCUUCUUUGUAUGUUUUUUAUUUUGUUUUAGUUAAAAGGGAAAACAAAAUUGUUAAUAGUGACCUUUAACUGCUGAAAUUUAGAAGUUAAUUUUGUUUAGUUAAAUUUAUGUCACAGGGACUAAACUGUGCAUGACUAACAAAAAGCAAGUUCGUGGCCCUGCACUAUAUUCUCUUGUUCUGACAUCUAACUCACUGGUGUUACGAUUUCUUUGCCUUAGUUUUCCCCGAAAGAAACAAAAAAAUUAGAUUAAUGUUUAAAGUACUUUGAAGUCAUUUGAUAAAGGUGCUAUGAAUAGCAACAUACUGUGUUUAACAGGUUGCCUUUUUGGCAUUUGAUUGGUUUAUAAUUUUUGUAAAGGAUCCUAAAACCUUGUAUUCUUUUUCUGUGCCCCAUGAUGACCAAGAAAGGUGAGGUGAAAGAAAUGAAAGUAAGCUCAAACGAAGAUGAACAUAAUCUCCCUCCUCUCUCCUUUCUUUCCCUACCUCUCCAUUCACCCGUCUCUGUCUCCCCCCAACACACACACACACACACACACACUCACCCUAGUACUCACUCACCCUAGUACUGAGGAGUGAUCCUGCCAAAAUGCUUUUUUAUGCUGUUGUAAUCAGUUCCUCUAAAAAGUCAUGUUUUAAUAUGAAUCUAAGAGAACAUUACUGGACAAAAACAAGUUUAAGUUGCUCAUUUGUAAGUUACUAAUAAUUCAGCUGGUUACUACAAUUGGAUAAAAUACAAAAGUAUCCUUCAGUACACUUAUCCCUAAAUUAGUUCAGUCCAUUUUUAACAUUUAUUUGGCAUCUGCGGGUAAGAGUUAACCCUGUAUAAAAUCUGCCCCCAAAGAACAUAUUGAAACCAAAUCCUCUUACAAGGAGCAAGUAUAAGAGAGUUUUCUUUGAUGAAAUUAUUUCAUAGAUUUGAUUUCUACAGUAGGCUUUUACCUGAAUUUGUUUAAAGAUAGUUAUCUUUAAGUAUUUCAUGGUCCAAUUUCAGAUAUUUUCUUAAUCCAUAAGUAGUUACUAUUCCCAGAAGAAACCUCUUAUAUCACAUUUAAAGCAUCAGAAAUAAUUACAUUUUCAAGCAUUCUAAUAGGUAAAUUAUUGAAUUGUAAUAAACAACUGUAUAUUUACAAGCAGGUUUAUAAGAUAUUUGUUUAUCAAGUUAAGAGUAAAAUAAAAAUUAUGGGGUCUGCAAGGAAAAAUAUGAAGCCCACUAAAAGUGGUUCAGAUAGCUCUUUGUCUUAUAGGGCAUAGGUUUUUGUUUAGACAGGCUUUUACAGUAUUUAAUUUUAAAGUUUCCUAUAACUCUCAGUUUCCCAGGUCUAAGAUGACGUUGUGUUGAGUUUUCUACUGAUUGAUUCCUGUCCUCCCCAGUGUUUCUGUCACUGGUUCACUAAAACAGUAUUUAUAUAGCUCCACUGGCUCUAAAGCUCUUAGUCCUUCUAACAUUUUGGAUUUUAUGAGUAAAAAUGGUAAAAAAAAAAAAAAAAAAAGUAGAAAAGAGACAAUCAAAUGCCUGGAGCUUAAAACAAAGUAUGUGCAACCUACCAUCUCACUUGAAAUUUAAUAAAAUAAAUAAUUAUGUAAAUAUAACAUAGAGUUAUAGAUUUAUAUUUUGUUCAUAACACAUAGUGUAAUAUAAGUUGUAUAUUUUCAUGUUUUUGGUUUUAUGUUAUCAUUCAUGCCACAAUAAAAAUAAAACAGGAGUUUAUGUACUCUUAAAAAAAAAAGAUGUGGGUUGCCACCAACCUGUUUUUGUUUUGUUUCUGUUUUUUUUGUUUUUGCAUUCUUUUUUCAGUAUUACUGCCAUGCAAGGCACCAAUAAAAACAGCAAAUGUGUUCUUUACCUAU